UCUUGUGGUAUUAUAUGCGAUAAUUUUUUGAUAAUUUUGAUUAACAAACGACACCUAACCAAAUAAACCUCCUUUCACGUCAUGGCACAAUUCUCUUGGCCGAAAUUUGGAUAGGAAAAAUAAUCUCCAAUAUUCAUAUCAGAGUAUAUAUCAAAAUACAUUACGAAAUUCUCAUUUUCGUACCGCUUUAAAUUCGGGAAUUUUACUGAAGGAUAAGUUAGACUGGAGAUUUCGUGAUUUUCGUGGUUUGAUUAGUAUUGUUCAUCAUAUUAACAAAAUGAGCCAUGUUCCUACUCCGAAUAUAUCGCGUUUUCCUUUCUCUUCAAUGUCUCUUUCCGUCCGACUGCCCCACCACCAUCCUCUCCAUCCUCUCCAUCCUCUCCAUUUUCCUGUCGCUUUUUCGUUACAUACAAUAUUGGAUUUACAGCCCAACGAGCGCAAAGAAGUUUCACUUCAAAAGUUUCCGGAGUUCCUUGUCAGCACCGAAGAAGGUAGUUCCGCAGUCACUGCACAAGGAGCUAUCUCAUACCGACUUGAGAAACGCCGAUAGGGUACGAGAAACUCCUCGGCGGAGCCGUCUGACACGGCCUCGGUGUGAACCAUUGAAGUCGUCAUGCAGACGAACGUGGCCAACCAGCUUUUGUACGACUUGUUGCCCCGUCCUUUCCAGGACCGUAGAGACACUGGGCCGGUGAAGUCGAUCCCAGUGAUGAGAAAGGCUCGGACGGGGGCAAGUCUGGUAGAUGGCAACUCACCCAUGAGCUAUUGAGCGCGCACUCCACGUUGGCGCGGGCAGUUCACGUACUCAAGAAUGACCGAGCGUACUGGCGAGUAGCUGGGCCAGUUGAGACUCCGUGGGAAUGAUCGUCUGGUUUCGACUCGCUGAGCUGAGCUGAGCGAACUUGAGCCGACCUUCAAUCCUAAUAACCAUUUCAUGAUCAAUGAAGAGGUUGAGCUUAGUGAGCGGGUGUGAUGUGGAAAAUCGCUCACCCCGAGAGAUGAUUUCGAGGUCGGCAUUGAAAUGAGCUGCGCGCGUGAGUUUUAUCCAAAAGAGCCGGGCCUCGUCAAAGUCGGUAAGAGCGAGUGAAUAAAGAACCGAUUAUUGUUGCACCGUCCUGCGCCGAGUAAUGAACCUUUCAGAGAUUGCGGUGAUCCCGAGCAGUCUGUUGCAAGACGAGAAUCGGUCGAUGAGAUCCCAGAGAACGACGGGCUGAGCUGACAAGUGAAGUGGAACUGCUGGCUUCUUCCCCCGAGAUCGACUUUACGUUUUUUCUCGACGAGAUGGGUUGGUCACGUCGAGCUGUCUUUCUGAAGCCACGGUGGUCCAGCCUACCAGACCAUGUGAGCUGCCAGUUGAGAGGCAGAAAGACUUCGAGAAAUACAGUCUGCUGAGUUCUCCUUGCUAGGUACCAAUCUCCAGUGAGCAAUUUGAGUAAGCUCAUGGAUGAGCAACAGCCAAUUCUUCACGAAGUGAGAUGAGAGGGAGCAGAGGAGAGCCUAGCUGUUUAAAUACCAUGUGCCUAACGGGAAGGCACUUGACAGGUAGAGCUGUGUCAUCUGGUGAGCUGUCCGACGUAGUCCCUCAUCCGAGUCCUCCGCAGCACCUCCGCAGAUGCCGUCCACAUAUCGUCCUUUCAUGAACGGUUCCAGUGCGAGGGGAUACUUACGGCCUUCAUGAAAAAUGCGAGGUCCGCGAGGUGGAGCCCUUCGAUAUGAUCCCAUCGGAGCCAAUCUGACGAGAACGUCGGUAACAAUAUGGUGAGCUUGCGGGUGGGUGAACUGUAUAAUGAGCCGAACCUCUGAGUCCGGAUAUCUACAGCGAGGUCGGGGACUUGGCCAGUCCAAGCUGCCGUAAGAGCUUGUCCGAUAUUAACGAAACUUCCGAUCCUGGGUUGAUGAGCAGAUGGAUGCGAUGGGCUGGUCGGUGCAGACGUACUCUGGACGCCGGACUCUUAGCCAAGAGCUUUCCAAGACGGGGGUCUUGAGCUGUUCCGGAAGCUAGCUGGCGAGGUGCACAUGAAACGGAAACUAAGCGGGUGACCUUCGUUCUACCAACGGGAGGGCGUAGGCGUGAAAGUGCUCCUAGUAGGCUACGACUAGAAGCCUGAGGCUUUUACGUGCUGGAGCGAGAGGGCACAUUGUUCUCCAUGGUUGUGACGCCUCCGAUCUCCACCAGCUCCGGAGCGCCUGCGCAGAUCGCGCCUACCCCACUGAUUGGCACACAUUCGAGUGCGCCGAUGCAGAUCACGGCGCGGGGCAGAGGAAUCGAACUGAUGCGCAGCCGCUAGCGAAGUACAUGCGUAGGGCGUGAGCUGAGCGCGGAAUUACAAGAGAGGUUAUAAAAACUGUGAUUUCUGCCUUCACUACACGUAUGGCUAAUAUUGUUAUAGACUGAUUCUUAUUAAGAUAUACCUAUAAUUCAAUACUGUGAAUAAAUACAUAUCGUAUCUGACGCGUACGAAUCUUCAUUACCCGAGGUUAGGACUCAGAAUAGCUAAAUGGUCUCCAGGGCACUCGUCCUAUGUGUAAAGAAGUUCUUCAAGCACAUUCAAUUUUUGAAGUGAAACUUCUUGGCGCUCGUUGGGGUGUAAAUCGAAUAUCGUAUGUAACGAAAAAGCGACAGGAAAAGGGAGGGGAUAGCGCGCGUGGUGGGGCAGUCGGACUGAAGGAGACAUGAGAGAGAAAAAAAACGCGAUAGAUUCGGAGUAGGAAGAGACGAGAGCGGAGUAGCAUGCGUAGGGGGGAAUUAGCUCUGACGAAAUGAGCCAUGAGUGUCAUUGGAAGAGUGCUUGUUUUAUUAAGAUAUACAUAUAUUUCAUGAGUCGUGCAGCAUUUGUUGUUUAUCGAGGUUAUAUAGUGUUUCUAAGUGUUCAAGGGUAUAUAGAGAAGUGAGAAGUGUUAUUAAAUAGUCUAAAAAAUAUUAAUCAGAGCUGUACAUCAUGCCUAAAUCUGAUGCUCAGUUGUGGAAGGAAUACAGAGAUCGACUGCGUCCAAACAAUAAACUAAAUAAAGUGAAGAAAAUCCCCAAAACCAGUGUUGAACGUGUCCGGGAAUACCGAGCAAGGAAGAGGGCUAUCAAUUUACAACCACCUCUGAACCCUUCACUGGUAGACGAAAUCGAACAGACCAAUAAUUUGGGCGAUGGUAAUGAGCCUUCCGCAACGUUAAAGGCUGCAAAUAGAAUUUUCCACGGUAUGUUUGUUCCACGGGUUGAUGCAGACAUCCCAGGGCGAUCAGCAAGAGAGGAUGACGAUUCGAGAGCUCCAGCCAAUCAACAUAGUGAGAUUUCAGACACAAUUGCACCAACAAUGAAUAGAGAUGAAAUGAAAAUUUGCUACACCUGCCUCGAACACUCAACGCUAAUUCUAUCCCAAUGUUGUCAGUAUAUAAUGGCUUCUCAUGUGUACAAAUACCUGCCCAUCUCCCACCCCUCGAUUCGGUAUCAGAACGACUGAUAUCACCGAGAAUUCCAUUCAUUAAAAUACGGCGAUUACACCAUGGACAUGGACAAUAUGGAAUAUAUGGACAGAUCAUCAAUGUUCCAGUUGAAGUGGAUAUAAUGGUGAAACAUCUUCCACGACAUCUUGAUGACGAUCAUGGCAUCAAUGUACACAUGAAGAAAAAGAAAAUUCACAAGUCCAGUCAUUUGAGUAGUCUCAUCAACAAGAGAACAAUUAAGGCUUGGCCGCAGUAUCGAACCAAAAAAUUAACGAUAUCAUAAAAUUUAUACACAGAGCAUUAUUGGCAUAUACUCCCUCUGGCGCAGCAGAAUUAGAAGAAGAUUUGAACACUAUGCCCAUAAUUUUAAGUGGUGGUUUGAAUGCAAAUUUUGCCUUGAAAGAAGCUCAACCACUUGUACAAUUUUUAGAAAGUAAAUUUAAUCUAAAAAUGAAUAAUAAUCCCAAAGACUCAGCAACCAGAUCAGGGUCUACAAUCGAUGCAAUUUUCUCAAGAUAUUUAAAUAAUUUACAAUCCCGAGUUUUCAUUUUAUAUUUGUCAGAUCAGAAACCAAUUGUAUCUUUUCUUGAACAUGAAAGUAUGGAAGUGAAUGAAUAGAUUUUUUAUAAAUUGCGGCGAAAACGUCAACUAACUUUUUUUUCAUUAACCUAACACCCUUAGAAAUUCCCGAAUAAUGAAUAGUGGCUUCGGUUAUCGGGGAAAUAAUGCUAUCUCAUAAAACUUGCUGGCUAGGGUGUGUAUUUUCAUUUCAAGUGCCCAUCGAGAUCCAUGAAGUUUCACUUCUAUCGCCUAGCUUUCUAGGCUGAUAAUUUUUUUUAGAUAUUUCGACUUUUCAGUUUUUUACGUGAAAUGAUUUGCGCUUCCACUGGCAUAAAUUCGAUAUAUGGAAUGAAACUUAGGUACGAGGUUAUUUCUCAUCGUUGUGAGGACAAAUGGAGAACACGGACUCCAACAGUUAAUGAGCUUCAAAGAUACCCAAUUUUGAACGUAAAGCUAAUAGCUUGAAUAUCUCAACAACUAGAUAAUCAAUCUCGAAGAUUUUUCCAAAUUAUAGGCUUACUGUCCUCCAUCCUCAUCAGUCAAUCUAAAUAUCCGUCCAUCCAAAGUUUUUGAAAUGUUUAGAUUUUUCUGUUCUCUAAUAGAAAUAUUACUCGCGCUCUAGGAGGACUAGUCCAUCUUCCUCCACGGUUGUUAUAAUCAAUUAUCUCAAUCGCUCUGUAUGCUCUUUUAAUAAAAACGGUCAUUAUUUCUUUUUAUGUUGGCGAUUAUUCGUGAUCAU
Messenger RNA from Diachasmimorpha longicaudata, 4738 nucleotides. RefSeq lists its product as uncharacterized. Bases 2940 to 3455 code for a protein of 171 amino acids. NCBI's taxonomy places the organism in Eukaryota, Metazoa, Arthropoda, Insecta, Hymenoptera, Braconidae. The transcript is spliced from 2 exons. The record is from RefSeq and is a predicted model, not a curated record.